Molecule: messenger RNA, 573 nt
Organism: Homalodisca vitripennis (glassy-winged sharpshooter)
Lineage: Eukaryota; Metazoa; Arthropoda; Insecta; Hemiptera; Cicadellidae
Product: nucleolar protein 58-like
Exons: 3
Coding region: 1-573 (190 amino acids)
Source: RefSeq, a predicted model, not a curated record
AUGAGCAAAAGUGGAGCAAGAGUGAAAAAAGACACGGAAAGAGAAAGCAACCAAACAAGCAGACAACAGAGACAGAAGAAGAAAGGGACACAAAAAAAGAAAAAGACAAAUUUAAAGGAAUUUUUAACAAACAGACAGUCGCGUGAGGAGAGAGCAAGAGAAACGGGUGAAGCAGCGACGCACAAGGAAAACCAACGUAACCGUGACCAGAGUGGCCGAACGAAAACAAACAGCAAGCGAGGAGUGAAAGAUCAGAAAGACAAGAAGAAGAAAAAACAAGGAAACAAAAAGAAGAGCAAGAAAAAAAAGAGGAAAGAGAACGGUGAGGACAAGACAGCAGAAAAAACAGUUUUUAUUUUACACUCAACAGCACAGGAACAAACAAAGAAAAAAAGAAACAGCAAGAGAGACAGACAGAGGAAGUUGACAACAACCCAACAAAGGGAAGAAAGAACGAGACAACAAAGUGGCAACCACAGGGAGGACAUCAGACACAAGCACCUGUCGUACCCACGAAGAGAAGAAAGAAAGGGAGCGCAAAACAAAAAGAAGAACAAAAGAGAGAAAGUAUAA